This is a messenger RNA of Cucumis sativus (cucumber), 1347 nucleotides long. RefSeq names its product pathogenesis-related thaumatin-like protein 3.5. Gene Ontology annotation, biological process: defense response. The transcript is spliced from 2 exons. Lineage: Eukaryota; Viridiplantae; Streptophyta; Magnoliopsida; Cucurbitales; Cucurbitaceae. The record is from RefSeq and is a predicted model, not a curated record. Gene Ontology annotation, cellular component: extracellular region. Bases 427 to 1131 code for a protein of 234 amino acids.
AUACAAUCCAAGUGAUUAAAAUUAAAAUUGGGCACCCAAUGAAGUAAAAACAUGAUUGGAAAUUUUCCCACCAUUAAUUAUCACAUGAUUCUUGUAGAUAGUAAGCUUUAGACCAUUGAAAUAUUUCUCUUUUCGCCAUUUUUGAUAGCUUAACUAUACCCAUAAAUGCUGAAAUUACCAUAUUUGUUUUUACUCUCUGGCCUUGUGGUCAAAUACAAGUGAAUUUAAGACCAGUUUUUUUUCUUUCAAUCACUCACUUACCAAACGUAUCGUUUUUUCCAUCCAAUUUUGGUAACAUAUCAAGUCGUAAAAAUCAUCCUCAUGUGACAAGUUGUUGGAUUUCUUCUGGGUCAGAAAGUUCUGUUUGUUUGGCCUUCUUUAAAACCCAAUAUUCAUAAUCCAACGUUCCCAUUUUUUCCUGCUCUCAUGGAGUUCUUGUUUGUCAUUCUGCCUUUGUGCUUUUUCUUGGGCAUUGAUGCUGCAGUUUUCACUUUGGAGAAUAAAUGUAAUGACAUAAUAUGGCCAGGAAUCCAACCAGGAGCUGGGAGGCCUCAACUGAUGAAUGGUGGAUUUCAGCUUAAGCCUGGCGAGACCGUGACGAUCAAUGCGCCUACAGGAUGGUCCGGACGAUUCUGGGGUCGACGUGGAUGUUCCUUUGAUGUCUCUGGCAAAGGAACGUGCCAAACUGGUGACUGUGGUGGCGUACUCGAAUGUGCAGGGGCGGGUGGUGUCCCACCUGCCACACUUGCAGAGUUCACCUUAGACAGUCCUUUAGAUUUUUAUGAUGUUAGCCUUGUUGAUGGCUAUAACAUUCCAAUUUCGAUAGCUCCAUCUGGUGGAUCGAGUACUUGCCAAACGGUGAAAUGCCUGACAGAUUUGAAUCAGCAUUGCCCUGAUGGUUUGGAGAUGAAGAAGAAUGAUACGGUCAUUGGUUGUAAGAGUGCAUGCCUGGCUUUCAACAAGCCAGAGUAUUGCUGCACGGGGGUAUACAGUACCCCGAAGACGUGUAAGCCGACAGUUUAUUCGAAAGCAUUCAAGUUAGCUUGUCCAUUGGCUUAUAGUUAUGCAUAUGAUGAUGGAAGCAGCACAUUUACAUGCCAGAAAGCGAACUAUUCAAUUGGAUUUUGUUGAGUGAAUGACCCAUGAUUUGGAUCUUACAUUGAACUAUUUUAACUUACAAGAGUUUCUAUUACACAGACAAUUUCCUAAAAUCCUAUGACUUUUAAACAAAGUAGACAACGUUGUAUUGUUCUUUCUUGUAUCUUUCUUCCUUAGAGCUUAAAAGAUAGGUGUUGCCUGCUUUCUGUACAGAUCAAAAUCAAACUAAAAGAUAGGUGUUGCUUUCUU